This is a messenger RNA of Alternaria alternata, 919 nucleotides long. RefSeq lists its product as hypothetical. The transcript has 3 exons. The coding region runs from base 349 to 816 and encodes 155 amino acids. The record is from RefSeq and is a predicted model, not a curated record. NCBI's taxonomy places the organism in Eukaryota, Fungi, Ascomycota, Dothideomycetes, Pleosporales, Pleosporaceae.
UGCAUGUUCAUCGUGACGGCUUCAUGACACUCAAGCGCUUCACGACAACUGCACGGACGCUUCAAGUCUAAUGGCGAGCUGAAGCCCGAUGAUCUAGAGCAGACGGUGCGAAACACGCCAUGUUUGUUGGUCACUUCGCAGGUGGAGCUGCACGAGGAGAGCAAUCACAUUGAUCAGCACCUAAGUAUUACCGUAGAUUGCAGCAUAGAAGACGGACUUGAAAAGUAUAAAGACACCCAACAUCCACAUAUCAUCUCAUUCCAUCUCAUCUCAUCUCAUCUCAUCAACAGCCAACAACUACUCUAGAGCCGUCUUCUUUUCACCAAACUCAAACAACACUAUUCCACCAUGUCUUCUCUCGUCGAAAAGGAUAACACCAUCUACGUCCCUGCCGAGUUCCUCGGCGGUGAGAAAGGCCGAAAGGUCAACGUGACCUGGAGCCAGUCAUUGCGCCAGCGCAAUCAAGAGUACUGGGUCUGCAAGUAUACCGUCAAGUCUGGUGGCAGCUCCGAAGGUGUCAUCUACAUCCAAACCGACAAGCUCGACGAGUUCAAGUCGAAGAAGAUGGACGGCGACAACUUCACUUUGAAGGUCGAUGACCAGUUCCAGUACGGACAGGACAAGAACAAGACCAAGCGUUUCCUUGUUUUCCACAACAAGGACUACAAGCCUUACCAGCACCGUUAUGUUUCCAACACUAUGGCCGAUCUGGGAGGAAAGGCCGCGGACAUCAUCGAGGGGCUUGGAUUCAAAGAUAUCAACACUGUCGAGGAAAUGACUAAGCGCUUUGUCGGAGACUACUUGCACAACUUCUAGAAGAUCAGAGUUCAGGGCUACAGGAAGCUCUAGACAAUAUAUGCUUCUGGAUAGUGUAUAGAUAUUAGCAUUCCAAUGAUUGAACGCGCCUUGAGAAUCUCGC